AUGCCGUCUCCUGCGUGUGACCGAUGCCAUUCGAUCAAAGCCCGCUGUUUAGCGGGCCCCGCGGACAGCUGUUAUCGCUGCUAUCGUCUGAAGCAUACUUGCACUUAUUCCAGGCGUCGUGAAAAACGAGGCCGCAAGCCAAAACUCACUACUCCUGAUGAGUCAGUGCAUGUGUCAGGUGGCAGAUUGGAUUCACCGUCACCAUCGCCCAGCUCGCCAGAUCAAUUCAUCGAAGACUCAGAUCAACAGCCGAAAGAGGAAGAAGAGGACGCCGAAUCUACACAAAAGCCAAAUCUCGCAAAGAUCUUAUUCCAACAGGGUAUCAUUUCCCAAGCCUUAGAAUGCUCUGUAUUCCAAGUAUGCGCCUUCCUCUCAUUUGGCCCUCGCCUCAGCUCUGAAAUGAGCCAAAUGGUCUUAACCCGUAGGGAAGAAGCCCCUACACUUCUUUUAGAUCCAUAUGAGGCAGUUGCUCGCGUGUUAUACCGCUGCAUGACAAACCAGACUCCCUGUAGCAAUGCAGAGUGGUCAAAAGGUGCAUCCGCUCUUCAAAGUCUGCGGAACGCGCGGAUAACCAAGGCUGACUAUGUGGGCGGCUUCUUGGCUUUGGGAGCAAGCCUGGUGACUUUCCACCGCUUGAUAUCUGGCGUGUCGGCUAGCACGAUUUGCAGACAUACCCUGUCUCUCAUUCGGCCAUUAUAUUAUGCGGACCAAGUACGAGAGUUCGAUAUGAAAGAGCUCUUGUGCCUGAUAUAUUUGGACACUACCCAGUCCCUCUUUCGAGCUUGGGUCCCCGUGAUUGAAUACAGCGUCCGAGAUCCCUAUCUCGUCAAUCAUCAUGCGGGCCUCUGCGGUCCGCUGCUUCCACUUCUUUACCGUGUUUGUAUCUUGGGAGCGGCGGUUCGUACUGGGCAUGGCGAUAAAGUCACCCCUCGUGACUUCGAGUGCCUCACAAAGGAACUCACAGCAUGGUCACCGAACGUGUCGAAAGAUACUUUAGAACGCUUCUCGGACCAAGAAAUGCUUCUUCUCCUUACACAGGCAAACCUUCAUCGCACCGCGGCACUUCUUCUUUUACAUCGGCUCCAGUAUCCAUUCGGGGAACGAGACGCCGAAGCAGAAUACCUAUCGCGGUUAAUAGUGACUGAAAUGAUUCACUGCUUGGAUGGAGCUAGCCAAUUUCCACCCAAUAUUACACUAGCCCUACUGCUGGCGGGGGCAGAGGUACAUGACCAGGAGGGAAGAGAGCGCAUUCUAUCAUUGAUUACCUCAAUAAAGGGCGCAUAUUUUUACCCUUUUGUUUCAAAUCUUCGCAUGUUCCUCGCCCGCGUUUGGGGUGCCAGGGACCAGGGGACCGCGCGAUACCUUUUCCGUCUUAUUGAAGAUGACCCAGAAUUGAGUGUGCCGCUAUAA
This is a messenger RNA of Penicillium cinerascens, 1410 nucleotides long. RefSeq names its product Zn(II)2Cys6 transcription factor domain-containing protein. The record is from RefSeq and is a predicted model, not a curated record. The coding region runs from base 1 to 1410 and encodes 469 amino acids. Gene Ontology annotation, molecular function: zinc ion binding; DNA-binding transcription factor activity, RNA polymerase II-specific. NCBI's taxonomy places the organism in Eukaryota, Fungi, Ascomycota, Eurotiomycetes, Eurotiales, Aspergillaceae. The transcript has a single exon. Gene Ontology annotation, biological process: regulation of DNA-templated transcription.